AUGAGAAACACAUUCGUUACUAUGGCCGUUGCCCUUAUGGGCUCGGCGGCAGCUCAGCCAUCAUACUCAAACUCGUCUUCGUUCGGUAACAGCACCAUGUCAUCGACUAGCAGCUCUGUGGACCUCAGCAGCUCCAUGAUCACCACCACUGGCUCUGCAAUCCCCACCACUCCCAUGGUCACCAGCUCGCAGUCCUCUGGCACUGCAACCCAGACUUCCUCUUCGGCAGCUCCCACCUACACCAACGGAGCCCAGCCUGUUGUUCAGGGUCCUGACGGCCCAGUUGCAUUCCAGGUUCAAACCAACGUCAACUACGAUGGUACUCCUCUCAACCUCAUGAAGAGAGGUCUCGGCAAGAGAUCCCGUGCCUCCAACUUGAACGAGUGCCUCAACAUUUGCGCCCAGAGCUCUGAGUGUGUUGGAACCUCGUACACCGAAAGCACUUCCGAGUGCUCAUUCUUCUCUGGCAUCUCUGGCCAGCCUCAGUCGGCUCCUGGUACCGACUUCGCCAAGGUCACCUCUCGCGAUGGUAUGCCCGUCAACGGUGGUGCAAGCAAUGGAACCAGCCCCAGUGUCUCCACGAGCCGCUCUGCCGGUUUCUCGAGCACUCUCUACAGCAACUCCAGCACCAAGGCCUCCAUGUCCAAGACCAGCAGCGUCCAAGUAUCUGGAUCUGCUACUGGCUCAGCUGGCUCUGCUUCUCGCUCAGCCACUCGCGCAUCUGGAUCUGGAAGCUCGGCUGCCGCAUCUGCCACCUCCACUCCCUCUCUGAUCACCUUCGACGGAGUUUUGUUCAAACUCGAGAUCAACAUCACCUACUCUGGUAUCACCUUCGACCUCGAGAUUGACCUCGCCAAGAGAGCUGGUCAAACUCUCCAAGACUGCCUUGGUGCAUGUGCUGGUAACUCUUCUUGCGUUGGUGACUCGAUCAACAGCGGCAGCCGCACUGCUGCUCCUGGCAUUACUUUCGCUACCGUCGAGUCGCGCAUCGGCAACAGCACCGCCACCGGCACUGCUGGUUCCAACUCCACUGCCUCCAGCACCAGCUCUUCGGCAAGCGCUACCGCUACCUCCCUCGAGGAUCUCAUCUGCCCCAAGUUCAACAGAGAAAUUCUCGAGUCUGCCCUCGAUGUUGACUUCCUUAUCGAGUGCGGCCACGGUGUUGCUGGUGACGUUUUGACCAUUGAUGCCUCCAGAAAGCGUCAAGCUACCAAGCUUCCUACCAGCCUUAGCAACUGCAUGGACAUCUGCUCUACUGAGACUGCUUGCGUUGCUACAACCUUUGACCAGAACAGCCAAGUCUGCACCUUCUUCAGCACCUUCACCCUCAUCGUCGCCGAGACCUUUGACACUGCUCUCCGUCUCGAGAACAACGGUGCCCCUGCCCCUGUCACUGUUACUGAGCCUCAAACCGGCGCUAUCACCACCAUGCCUGCAGGCGGCAACGGAGGCGCCAUGACUACCGCUACUGUUUACAGCCCUACCGUUGUUACCAUCUACUCUNNUGCGCUCCCACUGUCAGCCGGCCAGAACGCCGCAACUGUCACUACUGUCGUUGCUGUCGCUGAGACCGUCUACCAGUGCCCUUACACCACUGAUGCUAAUGUUGUUACUGCCCUCGCCGGCGCUGUCACUGAGCAGGAUGUUGUUACCAGCACUGUCUACGAGUGCCCUGCUGGCCAGACCAUCACUGUUAGCGGAACCCAGAUGGUCCCUGCUCAGGCUACCACCGUCACUGAGACCUACACCACCCACCUUGUCCAGAGCUCCAGCGCUCCUACUCCUGUCAUGACUGGUGAAAAUGCGAGCAAGUCUGUUGUCUACGUCCAGCAGGUCGUCACUGUUUGCAACUCUUGCGCCACUUCCACCUUGACUCAAUACGUCGUUGUCUCGACCGCUCCUCCCGCUCCUGCUCAGGCCACUGCCACUUCCACCAUUACUCAGGGUUGCAACGGUGUCAGCUGCCCUGUUGCUGCCACUGGCCCUUCGACCACCGUCAAGAUCACCAUUAACACUGUCAUUCCCCAGCAGUCCGCCCCUGCUCAGUGCAAUGGUGUCAACUGCCCUGCCAACAUGAACGGUGCCUCCUCCUCCGGCAUGACCACCUCUGCCUACGCCACCGCCAGCGUCUCUCAGCCUUUGGCCUUCACUGGUGCUGGUUCUGUCGUCAGCGUCCAGGGCGGUGUUGUUGCCCUUGCCGCUGCCGUCUUCUCCAUCUUCAUGUUCUAA
Molecule: messenger RNA, 2229 nt
Organism: Aureobasidium musti
Lineage: Eukaryota; Fungi; Ascomycota; Dothideomycetes; Dothideales; Saccotheciaceae
Source: the annotation of a GenBank genome assembly